Fibroporia radiculosa is the source of this 1620-nucleotide messenger RNA. RefSeq lists its product as uncharacterized. The coding region runs from base 1 to 1620 and encodes 539 amino acids. Lineage: Eukaryota; Fungi; Basidiomycota; Agaricomycetes; Polyporales; Fibroporiaceae. Gene Ontology annotation, molecular function: heme binding; oxidoreductase activity, acting on paired donors, with incorporation or reduction of molecular oxygen; iron ion binding. The record is from RefSeq and is a predicted model, not a curated record. The transcript has 11 exons.
AUGGACUCGGAUAGUUUUGUAACCGCCAGCGCCAUCUUCGGCGUUGUCGUGCUCUUCCGCAAUGUCUUGGAAUCGAGUUUGCUUGUCACCGUUCUCGCGGCUCUCACUAGCUUUUUCGCUAUCAGGUACACCCUCGCGCUCCGGGCUCGACAAGCCUAUCCACCUGGCCCAUCUGGCUGGCCAAUAAUAGGCAACGCUCUGCAGAUUCCUCAAGUUCGACCUUGGCUGACCUACUCGGAGUGGGCAAAAACUUAUGGAGACCUUGUCCAUCUCGACGCAUUUGGCGAGCACCUCGUUGUGAUCAAUUCUAUUGAGGUGGCGAAGGACCUACUCGACAAGCGGUCUACAAUCUACUCAGACCGACCGCGUUUUGUUAUGGCAUGUGAGCUGUCAGGGUAUGGCGAAGAAAUGGUGCUGCUAUCCUAUGGCGACGAUUGGCGUGCACAACGCAAGCUCGUCGUGCAGUCAUUCACUCAGUCGCUUGUGCCGCGAUACUAUUCAAUCCAGGAGCAUGAGGCCCGCAGACUUGUCCAGGGAGUCAUGCGGGAUCCCAGCACGCUUGUGAUGCAGACUAAAGGUGUGCUAAUGGGGCAUAGACGGAUCGCGGCUAUCAUCAUGCGCGUCACAUAUGGAUACGAGGUGGAGGGCGAGAAGGACAAGAUGAUCAAUACUUCGUUCGAGGCGAUGGACAACUUCAGCCAGGCGACGGAACCGGGUGCGUUCAUGGUCGACCUCAUUCCUGCCCUGAAAUACCUGCCCGAGUGGAUGCCUGGCACGUCGUUCCUACAGAUUGCGAAGAAGUGGAAGCAGUUGGAGUGGGAUGCAUCAUGGGUUCCGUAUCUAUGGCUGAAGAAAAAUCUUAAAACAGGAAACGUCCACUUGCCCAACUUGUGUGCAACUGUCAUCGAGAGCGGCGGCGGUGAGCUCUCAAAGGAAGACGAAGCUGCGUUAGUGUGGGGUGCGUCAUCGGGCCUGGGUGGUGGUCUGGACACGAACAUGUCUACUAUCUUCACGUUCUGCUCUGCGAUGCUGCGCUACCCGCACAUUCAGGCGAAGGCACAGGCCGAGAUAGAUGCUGUCGUGGGCCCGGACAGGCUUCCAUCGAUCAAAGACAGAGCUUCGCUUCCGUAUGUGCGAAGUCUGAUCACUGAAGUUUUCCGAUGGCAGCCUGCCAUACCUCUAUGUCUACCUCAUGCUUUACGACAAGACGACAUAUACAAAGGCAUGCUCCUGCCCAAAGGUUGUGUGAUCAUCCCCAACGUCUGGUACAUGCUGCACGACCCCGCGGAGUUCCCUGACCCGAUGGAAUUCAGGCCCGAACGCUUCGGCGGCGACGACGCGGAGAUGCAAAAGGUCACCGACCUGGCGUUCGGCUUUGGGCGGCGCUUCUGCCCCGGGUACCACUUCGCGGAAGGUACCGCAUUCGCGGUCAUCGCGACCUUGCUGGCGACGUGCACCAUCGUGCCGAAGCUUGACGCGCAGGGCAAGGAGAUCAUACCGGAACUGACGUAUACAAGUGGAACCAUCGUAUUCCCGGAGCACACUGAAUGCGAUAUCAAGCCACGUUCGGAACACACGAAGGCUAUGCUCGCUGAAGCGGUUGCGAAUCGGGAGUUUUGA